Molecule: messenger RNA, 1224 nt
Organism: Fusarium sp. VM40
Lineage: Eukaryota; Fungi; Ascomycota; Sordariomycetes; Hypocreales; Nectriaceae
Source: the annotation of a GenBank genome assembly
AUGGAGGUAGAAGCUAAUGGACAGAGCUCAAACAAUCUGCUCGAGCCAUGGCGCCGCCAUACAGCAGGCGGUUGCCACGAUGACCUCCCCAUCUCUCCCCUGGAUCUCGGCCCGGACGACUUGAAUCAGGUACCCCGAUGUCCUGGUCCGGAUCCCUUAUUCGAGGCAUUGAUGGGAGAUUCGACUUACUGCAGCGUUCGAUAUGCCGCAGGUAUUGGAGGUAUCCAGCAGAGAGUAACGGAAUCAGAAGCACCAACAUCGCCGUCAAGAUCAGAAGCUCCACAGAGGUUCACUUUCUCAUUGUUGGAUAAUUCAAGCAAGCAUACUCCUUUAAACAUGCGCUUCGAGUCGAAGUCGGUAGCUCCUUGUGGAGUCAAACGACGACGCUGCCUAUCUGAUGUCGAUGGUUUAAACACAGGUGAUCUAAGCGUCAAGAAGCGACGACUUCGCGCUGAACUCAUCACCAGUCGUCUAUCGCAGCCUUACUCGCAACCUGCAACACACAUCCUAAAUAGAGAAGGCCAAGAGGCUGGCGACAAACGAUUUCUGAAGAUGGCUACGGCGGUAGAUAUGACACGGAGGAUCGCGCAUCUUCAUGCAACCUCUUUUCUACGCUUCUCCACGAUGAACUGUCUACGGAAGAGAUUGAGUUUGGGGCAAUCUUCCUCGGAAGGAAGGGGACAUGAGCAGGAAAUAGCAGCCAUUACAUCGAAAGCUACCGGAAGAUCCACCAUGCGACCUCAAACUCUACAGGAUUCAUCGGCGGGUAAAUCCCUUAUGAUCUCACCAACUGGUACCGGAAUCAUCGGGCCUUCAGGCAUCAUAUCAUCAAGGGUACCACAGCAACACCAGCCACUUCCUAAACCUUUUCAGCAUCCGAAGCCCACGGCAUGCAGACUAUCUAGUCCCGUGGCACUACCUCUUCCAGUCAGCGACGUCGCCGCAACUAAGAACCGUACAUCACCACGGCUCUUCCCCAUCCGAUCCCCGGAGUUGCGGCCCACAGCACCUUUGCCUCCGCUGGACGACCUGGAAGAGGACAGUUUCGCAUACAUGCACCCAGCAGACGACGAUUGGGACGACGUGGGCGAUGAUCAAGAAAGUGUGUAUUCCGACUUUAGCGUUUUGUUUGGCCAAAAUAACGAAAAUACGGGUGAAGAAGAGGACAGAUCGUAUGAGGAGUAUCUAGAUGAGCUCGACGGCAUCUGUUGGAUGUCCAGAUAG